AUGGAUAUGUUUAAAUUACCGUUACUGGGUAAAAAUGGAUCCCAUGCUCCACCACCCGAUAUGAGCAAUAUCGAUGCUAGACCACGUCGUUUACAAGUAGCCAACUGUCCUAAUAAUGCUUAUGCGUUAGCAAAUGUAGCUGCUGUAUCUGCAUCUGAUUUUCCUAAUAACAUUUACAUAUUAGUCGACAAUCUUUUUGUAUUUACAACUAAGCAUUCGAAUGAAGUUCCACCUGGUACAAUCGGUUUCAAUGGUAACCAACGUACAUGGGGUGGCUGGUCCCUAAACCAAGAAGUGCAAUGUAGAGCGUUCGAUCUUUUCAAAUAUUCCGGUAAACAAUCAUACCUAGGUUCCAUUGAUAUUGAAAUUUCAUUCAGAUCCAGGGGUAAAGCUGUUGCUACUCCAUUCGAUCAAGAUGAGUUAGCAGCCCAUUUUGUCAAAUGUUUUGAAUCACAAAUUUUUUCUCCUACGCAGUAUUUAAUCCUAGAUUUUAAAGGUUUCUUUUUUGACUUGAAAGUUAGAAAUGUACAAGCCAUUGAUUUGGGUGAUGUUGAACCAGGGAAUGCACUAUCUACAGGAAUAGAGACCAAGGGAAUCUUGACAAAACAAACACAAAUUAAUUUUUUCAAAGGUAGAGAUGGAUUGGUAAAUUUAAAAUCAUCCAACUCUUUAAGGCCAAGAUCUGAUGCAGUUAUUAGAUCAGAUUUUAAAUUCGAAGACUUAGGUGUUGGUGGGUUAGAUAAAGAAUUUACCAAGAUCUUUAGAAGGGCAUUUGCAAGUAGAAUUUUCCCACCGUCUGUUAUUGAAAAAUUAGGUAUAUCUCAUGUAAAAGGGUUAUUACUAUAUGGCCCACCCGGUACUGGUAAAACUUUAAUUGCAAGGAAAAUCGGUACAAUGUUAAAUGCUAAAGAGCCAAAAAUUGUUAAUGGUCCUGAAAUCCUCAGUAAAUACGUAGGGUCUUCAGAGGAAAAUAUUCGUAAUUUAUUCAAAGAUGCAGAAGCAGAAUAUAGAGCUAAGGGGGAAGACUCAUCUUUACACAUUAUUAUUUUCGACGAGUUAGAUUCUGUAUUCAAACAAAGAGGUUCAAGAGGUGAUGGUACAGGUGUUGGUGAUAACGUUGUUAAUCAAUUACUAGCGAAAAUGGAUGGUGUUGACCAAUUGAAUAAUAUCUUGGUGAUUGGUAUGACGAAUCGUAAGGAUUUGAUUGAUAUCGCUUUAUUACGUCCAGGUAGAUUUGAAGUUCAAGUUGAAAUUCAUUUACCUGAUGAAAAGGGUAGAUUGCAAAUUUUUGAAAUUCAAACUAAGAAAAUGAGAGAAAAUAACAUGAUGGAUAAAGAUGUUAACUUAGCCGAGUUAGCUGCUCUAUCGAAGAAUUUCUCAGGUGCAGAAAUCGAAGGUCUAGUGAAGAGUGCAAGUUCUUUCGCUAUCAAUAAGACAGUGAAUAUAGGCAAAGGAGCUACUAAAUUGAGUACGAAAGAUAUCGCUAAAUUAAAAGUGACCAGAGAAGAUUUCUUGAAUGCACUUUCAGAAGUUACGCCAGCUUUUGGUAUUAAUGAAGAAGAUUUGAAAAGUUGUGUUGAAGGUGGUAUGAUUACUUACUCUGAUAGAGUAGAUGCUAUAUUAAGAAACGGGUCGCGUUAUGUUCGUCAAGUCCGUGAAAGUGAUAAAUCGAGACUCGUUUCUUUAUUGAUUCAUGGUCCUCCUGGAUCAGGAAAAACAGCACUUGCAGCUGCAAUUGCCUUAAAAUCUCAAUUUCCCUUUAUUAGAAUGAUUUCGGCUAAUGAACUUUCAGGUAUGUCCGAGAAUGCCAAGAUAUCCUACAUUGACAGUACCUUUAGAGAUGCAUAUAAGUCACCUUUAAAUAUCUUGGUUAUUGAUUCAUUAGAAACAUUGGUUGACUGGGUUCCUAUUGGACCAAGAUUCUCGAACAAUAUUUUACAGGUUCUAAAAGUCGCAUUAAAGAGGAAACCACCACAAGAUCGUCGUCUUCUAAUUUUAACGACAACUUCUACUUAUUCUGUUCUACAGCAAAUGGACAUACUAAGUUGCUUUGACAACGAAAUUGCAGUUCCAAAUAUGACUACGCUAGACGAGUUCAAUAAUGUUAUGAUAGAUAGUGGUUUCCUGGAUGAUGAAAAGAGAGUCAAAGUAAUCAACGAAUUAGCUCAAGUUUGUCCUAAGUUUAACGUCGGUAUCAAGAAGGCACUAACUAACAUUGAAACCGCUAGACAUGACGAUGACCCAGUGAAUGAAAUCGUCGAAUUAAUGGCGCAAUCUGUAUAA
Messenger RNA from Naumovozyma dairenensis CBS 421, 2283 nucleotides. RefSeq names its product AAA family ATPase SEC18 (gene SEC18). Gene Ontology annotation, biological process: SNARE complex disassembly; intra-Golgi vesicle-mediated transport; Golgi to plasma membrane protein transport. Gene Ontology annotation, cellular component: Golgi stack. Gene Ontology annotation, molecular function: ATP hydrolysis activity; ATP binding. The coding region runs from base 1 to 2283 and encodes 760 amino acids. NCBI's taxonomy places the organism in Eukaryota, Fungi, Ascomycota, Saccharomycetes, Saccharomycetales, Saccharomycetaceae. The transcript has a single exon. The record is from RefSeq and is a predicted model, not a curated record.